CCAAGGCAUGUUCUUUACUUUUUGUUUUGCGUGUUCAUGUUUUUCACAGCACACUUUUUCAUCACCCAGAAAAGAAAACAUCGGAGGAUACGAAUGCAGAUUCGAUAAAAGAGCUACGAGUACCCAACAUCAUUCACAACAUCGAAACCAUGCACAUCACCAACAAAAAAUUCCUUUUCAAACUUCUGGUUGCACUUGCGUUUUUCCAAGCGGCCGACGCGUUUUCGUUCCAGCAGAGACUCCCUGUUUCGACAACGAAACUCCAAGCAACCGCUGAAAACGGGGAGGCUCCAGCACCAGCAGUAUCGGCAUCGGCACUCAAAAAACCUCCAACGCAAUUCCAACAUGUCCCAGAAAAUACAAGUCAUAGCAGCGGUGGAAAUUUAAAGGACGACGAACCCUUGGUUCUUACGAGGAGAAAAGCUGUGACAAGCGGCUUGUCGUUGCUUACUGCGGCCACCGGCUUGCCCCUCCUCGGUGCCAACGCAGCCUCCGACACCGAAGAAAUCGUACGACAGGAACAACCCUUCCGAGUUCUCUUUGUUGUCCAGAUCGAUCCGAGCAAGCCCAAUGAACUCUCCGAGAUCGAGAUCGAGGUCCGGCCCGACUGGGCCCCCCUCGCGGCCGCUCGAUUCCGGAAGCUCGUCGAGCUUGGCUUUUACACGGACUGCCGGUUCUUUCGGGUCCUCCCUGGCUACGUCGCCCAGUUCGGGAUCGCCUCCGAUCCUGCACUAAACAAGAAGUGGUUGUACUGCGGUGCCAGCGACGAGGAGGGCCGACAACAGUGCCAGAAGCCCAUCCCCGACGAACCCCGCUUGCAACCCAACAAGAGGGGGACGCUCUCCUUUGCAUCGUCGGGGAAGAACUCGAGGACGACGCAGAUCUUUGUCAACCUGGUCAACAAUGACGGGCCACCAAACUUUCUGGAUCCGCAGGGCUUUGUUCCCUUUGCACAGAUCGUCCGGGGGAUGGACGGCGCCACCAACGUGCCGAAACAACUCAACUCGGAAUACGGCGGGAAGGUCAACCAGGGAAAGGCGGCCUUCUACGGGGCGGAAUACUUCCAGGCCGUCUUUCCGAGACUGUCGGUCAUAAAGACAGCCACCGUUUUGUAGCGUGGUCGCUCGAUCUUUUAAAAAGCGAAGAAAUGAAUGCCUGCGCAAAAC
Messenger RNA from Pseudo-nitzschia multistriata, 1166 nucleotides. The record is from the annotation of a GenBank genome assembly. NCBI's taxonomy places the organism in Eukaryota, Bacillariophyta, Bacillariophyceae, Bacillariales, Bacillariaceae.